Messenger RNA from Cynara cardunculus var. scolymus (artichoke), 1018 nucleotides. Its product is annotated as ras-related protein Rab2BV-like. Bases 96 to 740 code for a protein of 214 amino acids. Gene Ontology annotation, molecular function: GTPase activity; GTP binding. Gene Ontology annotation, cellular component: endosome. The transcript has 3 exons. Lineage: Eukaryota; Viridiplantae; Streptophyta; Magnoliopsida; Asterales; Asteraceae. The record is from RefSeq and is a predicted model, not a curated record.
UCAAUCCUCUGCAACUCCUACCAUCUAAUCUCUUUUUACUGUCUUAUCUUCAUCGACCAUUCCUGCAUGGUUUGUGACGAGUACAGAGAGAAGGAAUGGCGUAUAAGGUGGAUCACGAGUAUGAUUACUUAUUCAAGAUUGUCCUAAUUGGGGAUUCGGGUGUCGGGAAAUCUAACAUACUUUCUAGAUUUACCCGGAAUGAGUUCUGUUUGGAAUCUAAAUCCACCAUUGGUGUUGAAUUCGCUACCAGGACUCUUCAGGUUGAGGGGAAGACAGUGAAGGCACAAAUAUGGGAUACGGCCGGUCAAGAAAGGUACCGAGCAAUCACCAGUGCUUAUUACAGAGGAGCAGUAGGUGCUCUUAUGGUUUACGACAUAACAAAGAAGCAAACAUUUGAAAACGUUCAAAGGUGGCUCCGUGAGCUAAGGGACCAUGCAGAUUCCAAUAUCGUCAUCAUGUUAGUUGGAAACAAAUCCGAUCUGAACCAUCUUAGAGCCAUUCCAGAAAGUGAAGCCCAAGCAAUGGCAGAGAAAGACGGGCUUACGUUUCUAGAAACUUCUGCACUGGAAGCAAAUAACGUCGAAAAGGCAUUCCAGACAAUCUUGCUCGAUAUCUAUCAAAUAGUGAGGAAGAAGGCGUUGGCUGCCCAGGAAGCUGCUGCUUCUGUUCCUGCCAAAGGCACCACCAUCAAGGUUGAGAGUUCUAAUGAUUCCAAAGGGACAACUUGUUGUUCUAAUUAACUGUACGUUCUUUUUUUCCCGGUUUAAAACAUCUAAGUAGUCGAAAAGACACUCGGCUUGAUGGUAAAGUUGUCGGGUGUUGGAGAUUCGUUCUCACUCUCCCAUUGAUGUUAAUGCAAGAAAAUGGAAGAGGUGAAGUGAAGGAAGAAGAGGAUGGUAAAGAGAUUGCUUAGAACAUCUGUGACUUUUUUUUGUAAGUAGAUAGAAAUAGGUUUAAGAGCAAAUUUGUAUAUGUAAUUUUGGUUGGACCUUUGUAUAAACAAAUGGUCAAUAUUUAU